AGACGCGAGCUCUGCAGCACAAGUAAGACAUUCCAGGGGAGAAACUAAACUGGGAUUUUCCUGUCAGUGAGAGGAGAAACGCUGCAGCUGCAGAGUUCUUCUUCUUUAAGGAAUCACUUCCUUGAGACCAGAGAACAUUAAGACUCUUUCUAGACAUUUUUUCUUUUGGCUUGAAAAGGACUCAGGAGCGGAGUUGCAGCAGGGGUCAGAGAGAAGCUGGCUCCAGUUACCAUGGCUGACCAGGUACAAAUGGCAAACCUAGAAGUCCCAGGUGCGUCUUCAUCGACUCCCUCAUCGCCUGAGCUGUCCAGAAACGACUGCAGCAUCGCCCCCCUCACUCCUUCGCCUUCCCCGAGGUCAGAGUUGAGACCCAGCAUGGCUUGUCCUUUUGUGGUGGUUGUGGCAAUAGAUUUUGGAACCACAUCCAGCGGCUAUGCCUUCAGCUUCACGCAGGACUCGGAGGCCAUCCAUAUGAUGAAACGGUGGGGGAGCGGUGACCCCGGAGUGGCCAAUCAAAAGAGCCCCACCUGUCUGCUCCUCACUCCGGAGCUUAGGUUCCACAGUUUUGGGUUCACCGCACGAGACUUCUACCAUGACCUGGACCCCGAGGAGGCGCGGCACUGGCUCUACUUUGACAAGUUCAAGAUGAAGAUCCACAGCACCAACAAUCUCACCAUGGAGACGGAACUGGAAGCUGUCAACGGUCGCAGAGUGCGGGCCAUCGAGGUGUUUGCUCACGCUCUGAGGUUCUUCAGAGAACACGCCUUAAAGGAGGUGAAGGAGCAGUCGUCCUCUGUGUUGGAGGGAGAGGAGAUUCGUUGGGUCAUCACAGUGCCAGCUGUGUGGAGGCAACCUGCCAAGCAGUUCAUGAGAGAAGCUGCGUACCUGGCUGGUCUGGUGUCUCCUGACUGUCCAGAGCAGCUCCUCAUCGCUCUGGAACCAGAGGCUGCAUCUAUUUACUGUCGCAAGCUCCGCCUCCACCAGGUGAUUGAUCUAAGCCUGCAGCCAAUUACAAACGCUCUGGACCAGGACCCCACUCGCCCAUUUAACUCCAGCUUCAGGCAAGCCAGGGAACAGUUAAGGCGAUCCCGUCACAGCAGGACCUUCAUGGUGGAAAGUGGAACAGGAGAGCUGUGGUCAGAGCUGCAGACAGGUGACCGGUACAUCGUGGCAGACUGUGGUGGGGGGACGGUGGAUCUGACGGUGCAUCAGAUUGAGCAGCCACAGGGAACCCUCAAAGAGCUCUACAAAGCUUCAGGAGGUCCAUAUGGUGCAGUGGGUGUGGACCUGGCGUUCGAAGCCAUGCUAUGCCAGAUCUUCCGGGAGGACUUCAUCCAAAGUUUCAAGGCCAAGCGGCCUGCUGCCUGGGUGGAUCUGACGAUCGCUUUCGAGGCCAGGAAGAGGACGGCAGCUCCGGGCCGAGCCAACGCCCUCAACAUCUCACUGCCGUUCUCCUUCAUCGACUACUACAAGAGACACAGGGGCCAAAGUGUGGAGGCAGCGCUGAGGAGGAGCAACAUGAACAUCGUGAAGUGGUCCUCUCAAGGGAUGCUGCGUCUCACUCAGGAAGCCAUGAAUGAACUUUUUCAACCAACAAUUAAAAACAUUGUUAAACACAUUGAGGAGUUGAUGUUGAAGCCAGAAGUCCAAGGCGUGCGCUUCCUCUUCCUCGUCGGAGGGUUCGCAGAGUCUCCGAUGCUGCAGCGUGCAGUCCAGAGGGUCCUGGGUCGGACCUGCCGCAUCAUUAUCCCCCAUGACGUGGGUCUGACUAUCCUGAAGGGGGCAGUGCUCUUUGGAUUGGAUCCUACUGUGGUUAGAGUACGGCGAUGCCCCUUGACCUAUGGUGUCGGUGUGCUGAACCGGUUUGUCGAAGGUCGUCAUCCUCGUGACAAACUACUUAUGAAGGAUGGACGGGAGUGGUGCACCGACAUCCUGGACCGCUUUGUGUCAGUGGACCAGUCUGUGGCGCUGGGCGAAGCGGUGCGCCGCAGCUACACUCCGGCACGUCAGGGUCAGCGCAAGAUCAUCAUCAACAUUUACUGCAGUGCCACAGACGACGUCACGUACGUCUCAGAUUCUGGCGUGAGGAAGUGUGGAGCAAUCACGCUGGACCUGCCAGAGGCAUCAGCAGGGGCUGCAGGUGGUGCUGGGGCUCCAGAGAGGAGGGAGAUCAGAGCCACCAUGCAGUUUGGAGACACAGAGAUCAAAGUUACCGCCGUGGACGUUCUGUCGAAACGCUCAGUCCGAGCAUCCAUUGACUUCCUGUCCAACUGAGAGGCAACAGGAAGUGGAGAAUUAAUAAUUCUGGCAGUGAUCUACACAGAAGUAACGGUACUUUGGGAAGAACUGUGUCAUAGGGCUAGGAAUACUCACAAGUCAAAGCUCACAACUGAAACUAGCUCAUCCCAACUGAGGGACGCUUAAUCUCAAUCUAGCAGACUGAUGAGUCAUCACAACGCUGCAGACGUUCUCUUGACUGAAUGACUUCUGUUGAGCUUUAUAUUGCUUUUGUAGAAGAGUACAUUAACUACCUAAAUGUUCAUGUUGGCGACAUCGUUUGGCCCUUCCACAAACUUCUUGCCGACAUGAAAGAAAGCUUGUUUGUGACGGUACAGCGCCAUCUGCUGGUAACAGGAAGCGACAAAAUUUGGAGCAAUUUCCAGGUUCCGAAUUCCAGGUUGGCCAGGUAGUGUUCAUAAUUUACUGCAAUGCUGAUUGGCAUGAUAAGCAAAUGAAAUGAACUGGCCCUGAAAUGAAAUGAACUGGCCUUGUGAUUUUAAAUGUACUCAUGGCAAUGGGACAUAAAAGCAUUUAACAAGAAUUUGUUAACUUUAUGCUACCAGCUUUGGAAUGCAACUGGUGCAAAGUCACAGUAGUAACGGUAACAACGUGGUGAAGGGUUCUGUUGAUGGGUAACAGCAGACGAGACGAGAGUUUUUGAUGUCAGCUGUUGGUUUAUUGUAGAAUGUUUCCAUAAAUUAUGCUGGAUCCAC
Synchiropus splendidus (mandarinfish) is the source of this 2993-nucleotide messenger RNA. It is a transcript of the gene hspa12b, whose product is annotated as heat shock protein 12B. The transcript is spliced from 14 exons. The coding region runs from base 232 to 2274 and encodes 680 amino acids. The record is from RefSeq and is a predicted model, not a curated record. NCBI's taxonomy places the organism in Eukaryota, Metazoa, Chordata, Actinopteri, Syngnathiformes, Callionymidae.